UAGCAGCCAAGUAGUCCACACACUGUGGCAGUGACUGAGAGAAAAUCACAGUGUACUGAGUGAAGUAAUAGGAAAAGGCUGAGAGAGAGAGAGAGAGAGAGAGAGAGAGAGAGAGAGAGAGAGAGAGAGAGAGCUCAUUAGAGACAGGCAAAGGGGUUGAUAGGCAUCAGUGGCCAUGGUUUUGACUUAGCAUAGAUUGCCUUAGUAUUAGAUUAGAAUUGGAUGAUUUGUCCAAAGGUCCCAGGAUUGGAUGGGGUUUUUUUUUUUUAAAUGUACAGAAAUCCUUGUAGUUCUCUGUGUGGUCUCGCUUUGAAAUCCAGCACAGCUUUCAUGCUCUGACAACCAUGGAAUUUGAUUUUAGGAUGAUACUCUGGUCAAGAGUCUUUUCUCUGCUCUGAAUGUAACCAAUUCAGCUCCUUCAAUAAGCCAUGGACUGGAGUGUAUAGUCAUUUGAACUGAUAGAGCUCUUCAGUUAAGACCUCUGUAGCUUGAGAUGUCAUCCACAUAACAAUGAAGUGAGACAGCAGGCAGUAGGCAGGAGGGUGUCAAAAUAAGAGUCCACCCUUCCCCCCUACCUUUGACUACCCUCUUGCACAUACUCUGAGGAUGUUCUCCAGGAACUGCUUCAAUGGACAGGAUGGUGUUGGUGCCCCACAGUAUGGGCGCCAUAAACACAAGUCAACUGCGCCUAAAAAGAGGGCUCCCAAUCCCAGAGUUGCUCUCAUGCUCCGAGGCAAAAUUCAUCGCCUUCUUCAGGGGUCUGGAGAGCAAGCCUCUCAUAACCCAUGCCCAUAUUAUGCUGGGAUCCUGGAGGAGGAUGAAGAGGAGGAACAGGAAGGUCCAGAGCCAGACUUGAGGAGAUGUGGGUCUCAGAGAGAGAGAUAUGGCACACCUGAAGUUGCUAAUGGACAGGUUGCCAAAGAACACUCUACUCUAACGAGUAUGGAUUAUGUAGGUGAGGUGGAGUUAAAUAGAGAAGGGUGUGUUCGCAUCCCCUGUACCCUCCAGCAUGGCAGCAUUGCACAGCCACUGAGAUCACCGAUGCCAGCUAUGGCCAAUUUCAAUGGGUCAAGAUAUUUGGAAGAGAUGGGCUCAAAUACUGGAGCAUCUUUCAGCUUCAGUGCAGUCAGGGAGGACAGGAUUGUGGAGGAGGACGAGGAGGAAGAGGAAGAAGAGUCCAGUGCUCUUGUUGAGCACAUCCUGAAGGAACUUAGAGGGAUCAAUAAGAUCCAGGCGGAGAUCUCAGACUUGAGGGAAUACCUCACUUCUGUGCGUGGAUCAGUAGAUGAGGUAUCCAGCUGCGUUGAAGCAGUGCUUAUGGAAAUAGAAGGCAUGCGCUCAGGGACAAAACCUGCCAUAGACUCUUGGCCAGGGGCAGUGGGGCUCAAGGAGGGGGGUUCUGAUCUCUACCAUGAAAAGUGUAGCAGCUCUUACGACCCAAGAAUGGAUCAGUCUCACAAAGCAGAGUCCUUAUGUGCAGCAAGUAAUUUCCAGUCACAAGAAUUCAGUGUCCAUGAUAGUCAGUACAAAAUGGCCCUGAAUCAGCUGUCAGAUGUUAGGAGAUUUGGCUCAGUGUACCAGGAUAUGUGCAGCUCAUCCAAUAUAGAUUCUCCAAACCCAGAUGUCCACGUGCCACCUGAGCUCGACGCGUUUGACCAAACCUCAGACAUCCUCCCUGGCACCAGGGUAAGGAAGUUGAGCUUUGGAUACAUGGAACGCCAGGAUGGACAAGACUGUCCCAGCCCCAGCUCUCUGUCCUCAGGCCAGAGCUCCAAGUCCGAGUACGAGCCUGACCGGCCUGAGCCGAGGUGUCCAGGCGCUGCACCCGAGAACCAGGGUUGGAACCAGAUGGGCUUCCCUCGCAGCACGAGCGGGGAAACAGGCUGGAGUGAGGAAGACGGGUACUUCAGGCAGGGCAGUUUUGAAGAUGGCGAUGGCUGCAUAGAGCGAGAGGAAACUUGGGAGAGAUGCAGAGACGAGGAAGCAGGCAGCACGCUGGGGCGCUCAUCUGCCGGCAGCUCCGAUCGUCUGUCCUUCAGUUCCAGUCGCCAUUACAACUCUCCUGCAAGCACGAGUAGCCGAGAGGAGUGGCUGUCCAACAGAAAGACACAGAAACAGAGGGCACAGAAACAUGAGGCAGAAUCCACGGGUAGGUCUACUGAGGACCUCAUUUUGGAAUGCAGUGGAUCCGCCCAUUACAUUACAGAAAUGUAUAAAAGUGAGAUAGGAGAGCUUGCCCAUUCUGGUAACAUAAGUCAUGGAAUUGCAGGCACUCAGAUAAGUCAGGGCAGACACACCACCCAGUCUUCUGACCAGUCUUCAUAUCACCAGACCACAGAGGCUUUGUUGGUCAACCAUUCACACAGUGGAGAUGCUGUCCAAAAGGCUUCAACCGUAGAGGGGGUAGAGAAGAGCAGAGCCACUUCAGAUCCCAGUGUUUCCAGCGUUGCACCAUCAGAUCCUUCCUAUGGCAACACAGGUUUCAAUGUGAAGAGGAUUGGCAGAGCAGUGCUGGAUUUCAAAUCAGUUUUGUGGGUGGCCCUCAAGAAACUAGAGGGAGCUCAGUCACCUGGGGACAAGACUGAGGAUCCCCUGUCCACUUCUCCAAGCAGUGAGACACUAAUAGAGACCCCAUGUGUUGCUACACCUGAUGAGGGGAGUGAUGUCCCUGAGGGAAUCAGCAGUCCUCCCAUACCAACACACCUGACUUGCACUGCUGAGUCAGACCCAGUGGCUCAACCGGCACGUGAGGUCCCCCAGGAGCAGAGCUCUGAUCCUGCUGAGGACCCACAGUGUGCUGGGGUAGAACCACCAUGCAGUGGAGCUCAUGCUGCCGCAAGCCCCCCGGAUGGCUCCUCAUCACAGGGCUGCUUAACUGACUUAGUUCCCUGUUCACUGCCCUCUGCAGAAGACCAUGCACAGCGUGAGGAAGAGAAAGUUUUGCAGUCUCCCGAGGAGAUCCCAGUAGAUGCUGAUGUGAAAAUCCCCGGGGCUGUUAGUGCAGACAUCUCUGAACAUUUUGAGGAAGACACUAGUGCAGUAGUUAGUGAAGAAGCACAGAACACAGAAGCAAGUGCAGACACCAAUACCGACACCAGUGCAGAUGUGCAUACGGAGAACACAGAUGGAGAUACUAGCAUAGAUAGCGGCUUAGCGGGCCCGGUGGAGGAGACAGAUUGCCCUCAGGAGCUAAGCCAGAGGGACGUGCGACGGCUGAAGUGCAUGAGAAGUUUUCAGCAGAUCCUCAGGGAGAAGAGAGAAAUCCGUCGAAACCUUACACUCAUGACAAUGUCCACCUUCUCGGAGGAGGAUUUUAUUCAAGAAUCCAGCCGAGAGGAAGAUCAGGUUACUCUUUGCCGUUUUGUACAGGAACUCCUGCUGCUUUUUUCUCAAAGUUGUCACUGCAGUUCAUUAUUUCCCCCCAAUCCCCUGCAUGUUUUUUGACGUACUUCCUGUUGCAAAUGAUUGGUGAUUUUUUUUACCCCAACCCCACAUCCAGAAUGAAUGACAUGAAUAUAAUUUUUCAUUUGUUUCUACUUAUGUUUUUCCU
Alosa alosa (allis shad) is the source of this 3550-nucleotide messenger RNA. RefSeq lists its product as uncharacterized. The record is from RefSeq and is a predicted model, not a curated record. The coding region runs from base 607 to 3444 and encodes 945 amino acids. The transcript is spliced from 3 exons. Lineage: Eukaryota; Metazoa; Chordata; Actinopteri; Clupeiformes; Clupeidae.